AUGGAAAUUGAGAGGGUGAUUUUCUUCAUGCUCACAACUCAAACCCUGGCAUCAGAUCAUGAGCUGGUUGUCCAUCUGGAUUCUAUCAAUGCCACAGUUGGUGAAACUGUCAUUCUUCCAGCAACAUACAACAUCUCUCCUCCCUUCCAUGACUGGAAAUCCAUAGAGUGGAGAGCUGGAGAACAGACCAUUGUGUUCUACUCCUUAUUAAAUUGGACUCUUGAUGACCGAGGAUUGCCAACAUGGACCUCUGGAGAAUCUAGAAUCUGCCCCCUAUUUCAAGAACGAGUGGAAUUCUACUUUAUAAAUGGGUCCCUACUGCUCAAGAAUGUCCAAUUUAAUGACAGUGGGACAUACUAUGUUAGCUUGCACGGCUUUGAAAGUACAUUGAAGAAAAAUAUCAGUUUGAUGGUAAAGAAGAACACGCCAUGGAUUGGACAUGAGCUGGUUGUCCACCGAGAGUCUAUCAAUGCCAUCGUUGGCCAGACUGUCCUUCUCCUAGCAACCUACACCAUAUCUCCUGACUUCCACAAUGGGCCGUCCAUAAAGUGGAGUGCUGGACAUCAGACCAUUUUGCACUACUCCUUAGUCAAUGGAAGUUUCAACUCACAAGGCUCUCCUACAUGGUCUCUUGGGGAAACCAGAAUCUCUCCCAAGUUUCAAGGACGAGUGAAGUUGUAUCAUGAAAAUGGUUCAAUGUUGCUAAGAAAUAUCCAGCUUAAUGACAGUAUGACAUACUUUGUUAGUUUGCAUAGCUUUAAAAGUACAUUGAAGAAAGAAAUCCACAUGAUGGUAAAGAGGAACACUCCACCAAUUGAACUUGAAUUGUUUGUCCAUCUGGAUUCCAUCAAUGCCACAGUUGGUGAAACUGUUCUCCUGCCCGCAUCUUACACCAUCUCUCGUAACCUCCACAACUGGCCAUCCAUACAGUGGGAUUUUGGCAGUAAGAGCGUUUUGUACUACUCCUUAUAUAAUGUAACACUCAACUCUAAAGGCUUCCCUACUUGGCUCCUUGGGAAAACAAAAAUAUUUGAUGGGUAUGAAGGACGUGUGGAAUUCUACCAAAUGAAUGGGUCUCUACUGUUGAAGAACAUCCAGCUUAAUGACAGCGGGACAUACUAUGCUACAUUAAUGAGUUUUGAGAGAAUAUUGAGUAAAGAAAUCUAUGUGUCGGUACAGAACAACGUACAAGUAAUUGAUGGCGUCUCUGAAGGGAAGAAAUUCACCAUUUUUAUCACACGCAUCAUAUUAUGUUUCCUUCCAGUUAUUACACUUGUGUUUCUCAUGCAAUGUUGGACGUGACGCUCAUCGUGAACCCUGUGAAGUUUUAUUUAUGUGUAAAUUUCUAACCUAUGGAUACAAUUAUAUGCAGAUUAUAUCACUAGGGGUUAUAUCCUUAUAAAUCCUACAAAUGUUUUAAUUGUGUAUAAAUGUGUUUUAUAUCAAUAUUUAAAGAGACACAAAGGUCACGAAUUGACCCCCAUUUUUUUUAAUGCAAUACAUAUAUUAUUUCUUAUGAAAAUUAUGCAAAAAAUAAAUGUGUCACCUUCUAAAGAUGUUCCACUUACCCAGGCAAAUGGUGCAGAUGACAAACCCCAUCCUGACUAAGUAGAGGUUCCACCAAUCAAGAGGCUCUAAUUUCUAGCCUAUUAUUAUUUUAGAAUUUAUAUAGUGCCAACAAAUAAAUAAAUAAAACAAUAGGA
Pelobates fuscus (common spadefoot toad) is the source of this 1703-nucleotide messenger RNA. RefSeq names its product carcinoembryonic antigen-related cell adhesion molecule 3-like. The transcript is spliced from 5 exons. The record is from RefSeq and is a predicted model, not a curated record. NCBI's taxonomy places the organism in Eukaryota, Metazoa, Chordata, Amphibia, Anura, Pelobatidae. Bases 1 to 1302 code for a protein of 433 amino acids.